Lepus europaeus (European hare) is the source of this 3202-nucleotide messenger RNA. RefSeq names its product major facilitator superfamily domain containing 1 (gene MFSD1). The record is from RefSeq and is a predicted model, not a curated record. Gene Ontology annotation, biological process: transmembrane transport. Gene Ontology annotation, cellular component: lysosome. NCBI's taxonomy places the organism in Eukaryota, Metazoa, Chordata, Mammalia, Lagomorpha, Leporidae. The transcript is spliced from 16 exons. The coding region runs from base 95 to 1492 and encodes 465 amino acids. Gene Ontology annotation, molecular function: transmembrane transporter activity.
ACGUGAUCGCGGUCCGCGCCGGCCUCUGGCGGCUGCGCUUGCUGCGGGUUUCGGAGUCUCCACCGCCAUUGCCUCUCGGUCUGCCGCGAGGCCCAUGGACGAGGAGGAUGAGGAAGCGAGGGCGCUGCUGGCGGGCGGCGCCGACGAGGCCGCCCCAGGGGCCCCCGCCGCCUCGCGGGCGCUGCCGGCCCUCUGCGACCCCAGUCGCCUGGCGCACCGGCUGUUGGUGCUGCUGCUGAUGUGCUUCCUGGGCUUUGGCAGUUAUUUUUGCUAUGAUAAUCCUGCUGCCCUUCAGACUCAGGUUAAACAGGAUAUGCAGGUGAAUACCACGAAAUUCAUGCUGCUGUAUGCCUGGUAUUCUUGGCCCAAUGUAGUUUUGUGUUUCUUUGGUGGCUUUUUGAUAGACCGAGUAUUUGGAAUACGGUGGGGCACAAUAAUUUUUAGCUGCUUUGUUUGCAUUGGACAGGUUAUCUUUGCUCUGGGGGGAAUAUUUAAUGCUUUUUGGCUGAUGGAAUUUGGAAGGUUUGUGUUUGGGAUUGGUGGGGAGUCUUUAGCUGUUGCCCAGAAUACAUAUGCUGUGAGUUGGUUUAAAGGCAAAGAACUAAACCUGGUGUUUGGGCUUCAACUUAGCAUGGCUAGAAUUGGCAGUACAGUAAACAUGAACCUCAUGGGCUGGCUGUAUUCUAAGGUUGAAGCUUCAUUGGGUUCUGCUGGUCAUACAACCCUUGGGGUGACACUUAUAAUUGGGGGCUUAACGUGUGUUCUUUCCCUAAUCUGUGCCUUGGCUCUUGCCUAUUUGGAUCAGAGAGCAGAGAGAAUCCUUCAUAAAGAGCAAGGGAAAACAGGGGAGGUUAUCAAAUUAACAGAUGUGAAGGACUUCUCCUUGCCGCUGUGGCUCAUCUUUGUCAUCUGUGUCUGCUAUUAUGUCGUGGUCUUCCCUUUCAUUGGACUUGGAAAAGUUUUCUUUACAGAGAAAUUUGGAUUUUCUUCCCAGGCAGCAAGUGCAAUUAACAGUAUCGUGUAUGUCAUAUCAGCGCCCAUGUCUCCAGUGUUCGGGCUCCUAGUGGAUAAAACAGGCAAGAACAUCAUCUGGGUCCUGUGUGCGGUAGCGGCUACUCUUGUGUCCCACAUGAUGCUGGCCUUUACGAUGUGGAACCCGUGGAUUGCCAUGUGCCUGCUGGGACUGUCGUAUUCGCUGCUGGCCUGUGCGCUGUGGCCCAUGGUGGCAUUUGUAGUUCCUGAGCAUCAGCUGGGAACUGCAUAUGGCUUCAUGCAGUCCAUUCAGAAUCUCGGGCUGGCGGUCAUCUCCAUCAUUGCUGGCAUGAUACUGGAUACUCGGGGAUACUUGUUUUUAGAAGUUUUCUUCAUAGCCUGUGUUUCUUUGUCACUUUUAUCUGUGGUCUUACUCUAUUUGGUGGAUCGUGCCCGAGGAGGGAAUCUAAAUUAUUCUGCAAGACAAAGGGAAGAAAUGAAAAUGUCCCAUACUGAAUGAGAAAUUUAAAGGACUGUGUUGUCAGAAUGGAUUGCACACAUCUUUGGUUUUAAAACCUCCUUUUUUUUUUUUUUUUUUUUAAAGUUAGAGCUUAGUCAUUAGGAAAAAUGAUGGAUUGGCAAGAUAUAUUUCCGAUGUACCUAUUGCAAAGUGAAUCUGCUGGCUGUGUGCUUUGUGCUGUCUGCUGCUGAAGAAUUCGCCUUUAGAGCAGGCUGACGACAGGGAACACUUUGGAAAACUGCUUUGCAACAUCCCAGGGAACUUCAGGAAGUAAAUGAUGGAAAAUACCGGGAUUUUCAUUAGAUACCUUUGGGAUGCGAUCUUUCCUCUAUCUUACAGCAGGAAAGAAAACUUCUGAGGGGGACAGCAAGGCCGGUUUGCACGGUCUUGUAACAAGCGUUCCCUUUUGCGAUGGGGAAUGUGAGCAAGUCAUUUUUCUGAAGCCUCUCCCCCACCAUCACUUGCAGAUGGCGCCCUGCUCUCCGUUGGGUUUGAAGGCUGCUGAGCUCUGACCCUUUUGGGUUUCUUACCUGUUACUGAGAUCCUGCUCACUAAGGGACAUAAUUUUAUAGUACAAACUUUCUGUAGCUCUUCCUCAUGCUCUAACAACUCAAAAGUGUUCAUUUAUGGUGAUGAUUUCUUAUCUAGAUGGAUAAAUAAAACUACUGCAAAAAAGGAAUACCUGAUAUCUUUUAACUUUUGGUUUUUAAAAUAUACUGAAACACCGAUUGUAAUUAUUCAUGUGAAAGAUUAUCUGUAAGAAAACCCAAGUUGGCAUAAAGAAAACUUGCCUGUUACUGUCCCUGAAAAGUCACAAGUAGCUUUUUCUCCAGUGUAGGACUUUUAAGUUACCAUUUUGUUGAUUUUAUUAAAUAAAACGGGACUAUGACGCUUCUCUGAGAGACCUUAAGACUUUGCACAUUAUUAAUGAAAGUCAAGGACUUUUCCAUGUGUUUUGCUCUCUGUGGGCUUCUUUUAGGCGGCAUAUACGAAAUCACUGUGUUUAGCUGAGUGUCUUAUGUAAGAUGUGUGGCAUGACAUUGUUAUGCUUGGAAAUGCAUUCCUUAUGCAGGGUGACUUCAUGGACAUCACGUUUUCCUGACUUAGAGUUUCUGGUGUCAUUAUUCAUGCGUAUGUUCUAUGGGCUCUGUGCUAACAUGGCAGCUACACCAGCGAGCCAGAGUGCAGGCAGUGGGCGCUGCUGUUGCAUGGCUCGUGUGGCCUAGCCCCUGCCUCACUCCACUGCCUCUGUGCUGCAGCCACAGGGAGCUGCUUCCAUGUUUUCAAGUAGCCUCUCAGGGGCUUUGUCCAAGCUGUUCCCUUUGUUUAGAAGGUUUUUCUCUAGGGUUCUCUACAACCUGAUGGCAUCUGAUUUACAACAGAAAACCUUAGCCCCAGCCCAGAACCAUUGUUCUUUGUGGAAACUCUUCCAGACCCUUCAGGUUAAGUGAGGUUCUUAUAAAUGUCCCGCGGUCUUUGAAAAACCCUGUACUUCUCCUUUUUGGCUUACCUCAGUUUAUAAUAAAGAAUUUAUGAUGGUGCGAGUAUCUCUGUCUUCCUUAGAUUGUAAGCUCCAUGAGGGCAGGGGCUGUGUCUGUUUUAUUAAUAAUGGUUGUAUCCAUUGUGCCUAGCAUAAAAAGGCGCAAAAUAAAUAUUUUUGAAUAAUGCAUAAAUGAAAAAGAGUGAAUUUUUGAGAGAUAAGUUGGCAAU